Messenger RNA from Ctenocephalides felis (cat flea), 1329 nucleotides. RefSeq names its product craniofacial development protein 2-like. The record is from RefSeq and is a predicted model, not a curated record. Lineage: Eukaryota; Metazoa; Arthropoda; Insecta; Siphonaptera; Pulicidae. The transcript has a single exon. Gene Ontology annotation, biological process: chromatin remodeling. Gene Ontology annotation, molecular function: catalytic activity. Gene Ontology annotation, cellular component: nucleus. Bases 1 to 1329 code for a protein of 442 amino acids.
AUGAAAGCGGAGCCGAUGGACGUGAUGGUGGUGCAGGUGUACAUGCCGACAUCGAGCCACGACGAGGUGCAGGUAGAACAAAUCUACGAGCAGAUAGACGAGAUGCUGUCUCAGGAAGGCAAAGGAAAGGUCAACGUGGUGAUUAUGGGAGAUUUUAAUGCAGUAGUCGGAAAGGGAUCAGAAGAAAAGAUAGUCGGAAAAUACGGAUUGGGCAGAAGGAACGACAGAGAAAAUAUGCUGGUCGAUUUUUGCCGCAGAAAUAAUCUGAUGAUCACAAACACGUGGUUUAAAAAGCGGAAGACAGGGCUGUAUACUUGGAAAAGCCCGGGAAACUGCAAACGAUAUCAAAUUGACUACAUCAUCGUCAAGAACAGAUUCAGAAAUAGCGUGAAAGACGUUAAGACUUUUCCAGGGGCCGAUAUAGACUCCGAUCAUAAUCUGCUCACGGUCGAUAUAGAGACAAAGCUGAAGAAUAUCCGCAAAAUGGGUAAAAGGAGACAGAGAUGGAAUUUGGAAAACCUGAGAAACAAUAAAAUCGUAGUGAGGAGAGAAAUGGAGACGAAGUUUAGCGUAAUAAAAGAUAGGGAAGAGGUAGUAGAAAAAGAUUUGAAUGAGGUAAAAAGUGUACUUCUGGAAACGCUAGAAAACAACGUCGGAAAGCUAGAAAAGGUAGCUAAAAAGCCAUGGAUAACCCAGGAGAUCAUCAAGAAAAUGGAUGAGCGUAGAAAGUACAAAAAUACAGAUCCGAGGAUGUAUAGAAAAAUAAAUAAUGAAUUAAGGCGAGAAACAGAGAAAGCAAAGGUGAAAUACAUGGACAAAACGUGCAACAAGAUAAUGGAACACCAAAUACAUGGUAGGUAUUAUUUAAUGUUUCAGGCUACAAAGGAAAUGAACUGGAAUGACAGAAAAAGCAGAAAAACAUACGAAAUAGAAGACGACAAUGAAAAUAGAGUGAGUGACCACAAGAAAAUUCUCAGUGUAUGGGAAAAAUACGUUGAGAAAUUGUACGAUAGAAAAAAUCGUCCUAAUAAUAUCGAGAUGGAAGAAGAGAAAGAAAUGGGCGAAGACGACAAGGGACCGUGCAAAUUGAAAAGCGAAGUCGAGAGAGCAAUAAAUGAGAUGAGAAGAAAGAAAGCAACGGGAGAUGACGACAUACCGGCGGACCUACUGAAAGAGCUGCGCAACACCGGAUUAAGGAAAUUGACAAAAUUGUUGAAUCAAAUAUAUCGAACGGGUGAAUGGCCAAAGGACUUUUUGGAUGUCACGAUGAUAGCUCUUCAGAAAAAGCCCAAAGCGAUAAAUGCAGCGACCACAGGACGAUCAGUUUAA